Messenger RNA from Daphnia pulicaria, 3738 nucleotides. Its product is annotated as triokinase/FMN cyclase-like. Lineage: Eukaryota; Metazoa; Arthropoda; Branchiopoda; Diplostraca; Daphniidae. Gene Ontology annotation, molecular function: glycerone kinase activity. Bases 1460 to 3292 code for a protein of 610 amino acids. The record is from RefSeq and is a predicted model, not a curated record. The transcript has 14 exons. Gene Ontology annotation, cellular component: cytosol. Gene Ontology annotation, biological process: glycerol catabolic process.
UUUCAGGGCUUCCCGUUUACUCUCAGGAUCUUUUAGGAAGGAGUUUCUUUUGACUACAUUUUCCCGAGCUGUCAUCACUCGUCAGUUGUUUAGGUUGCCAGACUGGUUUAUUUUGAUUAAAAAACGAAACACAAUCUGGAAGGCUGAUUCUUAGCUGUCAAAGGAGAUAUUGGUAACGAUUAUUCUGAUAACCGAUUUCCUUCGUCUGAGCAGUGCAGUGCCGACCGUGACUGCAUCUACCAAGGCUUCCGUAGACUCUAUUCCAUCUUGGACGACCCAAACGAUUUCCAAAUCGAUUUCCUUCCCGAUUCAGACUACCAUAUUUCUACCAAAUAAGCCUUCGAAGUUGUCACUGUCAGAUUCCAUAACGACAACGACGACUGGGAAACCCAUCACAUACGUUAUCCUUACUUCUGUGACAACCGCUGAUGCUCCGAUGAUUUCUCCCCUCCUCCAGGCUUCAUCCAACAGCUCCGGGUUGACUGUUGUUGACAGAUCACAAUUAGGCAAAGACUUCAUCCCAGCAACAACUAACUAUUCUAGUGUAGAAAACGACAAGCACUGUUUAAAACAAAAUUGGAUUUCGUCGUCCCCAUGGCAGUUCCCAAUUAACAGCGGCUUGUGAUGCAGAUCAGCAGAAUAUCUGGCAAGAUCCAGCCGGAACCGCAAACGAUAAUUAUGCAAGAUUAUGCGAAUUUUGACCAUCCAGCAAGAAAAAUUCCAGCAGACAAUGUGUCAGAAUUGGCUUCAACAGUGCAGGCAAUGAACCUCCCAAUAUUAUGAUUUAACUUGACAACCAUAGCUUAUCUUUUUAAAAAGCGUGCAAUUCCGGCAUAGCGCGUUAAACUGCUGCCAGAUAACACUAACGAUGUUUUGACAAAUUGGAAUACCUUAUUUUGUUUUCCUUUUUGUCAGGGUUUUUCGUAUUGUGGAAACGGUAGCUAUUUUUACCUUUCGCUAUGAUUUCCUUAUCUUAAAAUUAUUCAGAUAUUUUUUUUGCGUCGUGAAUGAGCAAUUUUCACGUGAAAAAAAACAACACUUCUUUCAACUCCGUCUCUGGUAUCAGGUAAAAUUUCCUCACCUUGGCACGAUUCCAAUUCUAUUGUAUUCUUCUCACAUAUUCCGCACGAUUUUCCGUCUGACUCUAUCAGUUGAUCACCGUCGCUUGGUUGUUCAACGUGCAAAAUUUGGAUUUAUCAACCGGCAUUAACUUUGAUUGAAUUUGAAAAUUUGGGAGUUAUUUUUCGUGUGUUUUUAGAACAUUCAAACGGGCCGCUUGAUGGUGUUAGUCAUCGUUCAUAAAACAACCAAGACUCGUCAAGGUCGAAUCUCUCGUCUGCAGGUAUAGGUGCAAAGGUAUUUCAACACAACCCACGCAUCUGGUUAUUUCAGCCGUCUGGCUCUCUGCAGUUGGUCGCUUGUUAUUGAUUCAGUUAGUUAUUGUGGAAAGUGCUGAGAAAUGUCCAAGAAAUUCAUCAACCACCCGGAUGAUUGCGUUGAUGAAGCUUUAGAAGGCUUGGUUAUGACCCACCUUGGUCUUCGUAUUUUGGGAGAGCAACGUGUCAUCGUUCAUGAAUCGGGAAGAGCUGCAAAUGGAAAGGUUGGAGUUGUUGCUGGAGGUGGAGGAGGGCACGAACCGUUCGCUGCCGGUUUCGUCGGGCAAGGCCUUUUAACAGCAGCCGUCUGUGGCCGGGUUUUCUCUUCGCCGCCGGCUGGAGCUGUUUUAGCUGCGAUCCGGGCCGCACGUUCAAGUGAAAAUGAUGGGGUUUUAUUGAUCGUGAUAAAUUACACGGGCGAUCGAUUGAAUUUUGGUCUGGCGCUUGAGAGAGCGCGGAUGGAAAACGUUCGCGUGAAAAUGGUCAUCUGUGACGACGACUGUGCUCUUUCGAGUUCCUUCAAAGCAGUCGGUCGUCGAGGAUUGGCAGGAUCUCUGUUCCUCAUGAAGGCCGCCGGAGCGUUAUCUGAAAGAGGAGAAAUGCUCGAUUCCAUGGUUCACGUGUUGGAAGAGAUGAAAAAGUCCAUCGGCACUAUUGGGGCGAGUCUGACAUCGUGUAGCGUUCCAGGUGGUGAAACAAUGUUUCGCUUAGAGGACGACGAAGUCGAACUAGGACUUGGUAUUCACGGAGAAGCUGGAGUCAAACGAAUCCAGAUGACGACUGCCUCCAACAUAAUCGAAGAAAUGUUGAAUCGAAUGACUGACAGUGAUUCAUCUUGUUCAUUUCCUCUUCCAUCCGGUUGUUCUGUUGCCCUGAUUGUUAACAAUCUGGGCGGAUUGUCCAUCAUGGAAAUGUUCAUUGCUGCUCGCGAAGCCAUUAAGCAACUUGAAUCCCGUGAGGUUAAAGUUGUUCGCUGCUAUGUCGGUCAUUUGAUGACGUCAUUGGAAAUGAGAGGAAUCCAGUUGUCCGCUUUGCGUGUAGAUGAGGACGAGAGAAGUUGGUGGUUGAGUUUACUUGAUGCUCCCACUUCUGCGCCUAUGUGGCCACACCCACUGUAUCACGAUCGAAUUACACCCGAAAAACUCUCAGAUGACGUUGACCACUGGGAUCACAUCAAACAUCGAGGACCCAAGUUAAGCAAAAGAGGCCAGCGAGCUUUAAAGAUCGCCAUUCAUGGUGCCGCAAGCGCAUUGGAAUCUCACAUCGAUCGUCUAAACGAACUGGACUCCGGAUGUGGUGAUGGUGACUGUGGUUCCACUCUUAACCGUUGGGUCGAUGGUGUGCGCCAGAUUGAACUAAAACUGAAAUAUCCCUGCACUGUCCUCCAUCAGCUGAGUUAUUUAAUGGAAAGUAAAGUAGGAGGAACUUCUUGCGCUAUUUACGGCAUUUUUUUCGCAGCAAUGGCCAAAGCUUUUGAAGAUUCGGAUAUAAAUGGAAUAACACCUGAACGAUGGGUUCAUGCCGCUAAAGUUGGUCUUGAUGUUGUAAGGAAGUACGGAAAUGUGGGGUCUGGCGACCGCACACUUGUGGAUGCUCUCCUGCCAGCACUGGAACAUCUACAGUUUCAUUCUAAAAAUUGCAUCAAUGAGAUAUUGGAUGAAUUAUUGGCUGCCUGUGAAGUUGCUGAGGAAGAAGCUGAAAAAACUGCCGGAAUGCGAGCGAGGGUUGGAAGAGCUAGCUACGUCAAUGAAGAUCUCUUAUCGAAACCCGACGCCGGAGCCACUGCUGUCGCUAUUUGGUUCCGUGGUUUUGUUUCUGCUUUAGACUCUGAGUUACAUUCAGAAUUCUGCGCAAGGAAGAAAUGCGGAAAUAGGAGAAAUAGCAUCAGCAGCAGUUCCUCGAGUGACGUUGAAUAAAAUUCAAGGCAUAUACAUUCAGACGCAAUGGGAAUAUUGGAAUUCCCAAGAAUUUUAUCAUCCAACUAUACGCAAUGAAAAAGAUUAUUGUUGUUUGACCACAUUGUAGUAUUUUAUUAUCGGGACAUUUAUUUUAAAAUACUGCGUUGUGUGAUAUUUCAAUGGUGUUUCGGUUAAAAUUUCCCAUAGUGCUUGUCCGGAUACAGCUAUCUUAAAGAUAAAUAAGCUACAAUUAACUUUCCUUGUUGAAAUGAGUGUGGUUCAAUUAUCGACAUGUUUGUUUCAUGUUUUCGUUUCCUUAUCUUAACACGUCAGCCAAUGUAGAAAAAAUAGUUUUCCUAUUUUGAAAUGUCUUAUUUUGUUGCGCAAUUCUGACAGAGCAUCGCAGUUUAUUCUUAUUUACAUUCUUAUCCAAACAAAAUCCUUAUAAAAGACUUACAGACUGA